Molecule: messenger RNA, 2898 nt
Organism: Calidris pugnax (ruff)
Lineage: Eukaryota; Metazoa; Chordata; Aves; Charadriiformes; Scolopacidae
Gene: ZC4H2
Product: zinc finger, C4H2 domain containing
Exons: 5
Coding region: 64-738 (224 amino acids)
Biological process (GO): positive regulation of neuron differentiation
Cellular component (GO): nucleus
Source: RefSeq, a predicted model, not a curated record
UUUUUUUUUUACCGGGGGCAUUUUGUACAUUUGACGGGAGGUUUAAACCCGGAGCGUUUGAGCAUGGCAGAUGAGCAAGAAAUUAUGUGCAAACUCGAGAGCAUCAAGGAGAUCAGGAAUAAGACUUUGCAGAUGGAAAAAAUAAAGGCCCGGCUGAAAGCGGAAUUUGAAGCCCUGGAGUCUGAGGAGCGGCACCUGAAGGAAUACAAGCAGGAGAUGGACCUGCUGCUGCAAGAGAAGAUGGCCCAUGUGGAGGAGCUGCGGCUGAUCCACGCUGACAUUAACGUGAUGGAGAAUACUAUCAAACAGUCCGAGAACGAUCUCAACAAGCUCUUGGAGUCUACCCGUCGCCUGCACGAGGAGUACAAGCCCCUGAAGGAGCACGUAGAUGCUUUGAGGAUGACUCUGGGGUUGCAGAGGCUGCCAGAUCUCUGCGAGGAGGAAGAGAAACUGUCCCUGGACUACUUUGAAAAGCAGAAAGCAGAAUGGCAGACUGAACCCCAGGAGCCUCCCAUCCCAGAGUCUCUGGCUGCAGCUGCAGCAGCCGCCCAGCAGCUGCAAGUGGCUCGGAAACAAGACACCAGGCAGACAGCAACCUUCAGACAACAGCCACCUCCCAUGAAGGCGUGUUUAUCCUGUCACCAACAAAUUCAUCGGAACGCCCCCAUAUGUCCACUCUGCAAAGCCAAGAGCCGGUCCCGGAAUCCCAAAAAGCCCAAGAGGAAACAGGACGAAUGAAACCCAGAAGCCUGACGAGCAAACACGUGAGCAGUUCCAGUACUCUUCCAGUAGAACUGGACCAGACUUUGCUGAAGUGCAGACUCAAGUACGAUCGACCCGUUGUUUUCUAUUUAAUGCAAUGUAAGCACAAUGUUCCUGUUCUGUCCCAAUUUCCUUCCAGUCCUUAGGGAUUUGGGUUUAGGAAAGUAAGUAUUACUGGUGCUACAGUUUAACUUUCAAUCAUUCCAUCUUUUGGACUCCUAAAUGAAGUAGAAUUCUUAUGCAAGUAUCCUAAAUGCCAGGCUAUUCCUAUGGGCCAAAUGCGAUUACCAUAAAUGCUUUUACGUUCUCUUUUUAAAAGCAGUUACUAGAAGACUAUUCUGUUUACUCCUGAUAACAGGAGACUAUUUGAAGUACUGAAAUAGCAGACUGUUUGUUUCACUAAAGAAGAAUUUGUUUUCCGAUCUAGUAAAACCACAUAGGUUUAGGUAUCCAGUCGAGCUCUUUUUAUACAGGAAAUGUUCAGGAAAAAAAGAAAUUGGUUACACAGGAAAUCAGUGCACUAUGGACACACGUGAGUUUUGAUGUACAGGACUUUGAUUGUACCAUUCCCUCAAACUUGACUUAAAAUUUGGAAGGGGGAUCAAGUUGCCGGCUGUGUAUGAAUUUCUGAAAAUGAUGUCAUUUGUGAUGCUUUAACAUCUUAAUAUGGUAUUAUCUCCAGCACUCAGGAGACUGAUUGACCUGAGUACAGGCCUCAGAGGAACUGUAUUAGUGGUCCUCGAGGCUCUGUGGCCAGAGCCAGCUCACUGUGCUUCUCUAGGAAACAUGCAUGAAAUACCCCAAAUCUCUACGUGCCCAGACUGCCCAUCAGCCAUUCUGCACGGCUCCUGGUCCUGGGUUCCACAGCCCAAGUCUCCCCUGACAGACACAUCCUCCAUGGGAGCACAGGGGAGGUCAGUAACACACACCAGGAACAGCUUCACCUAAAAAUGAUGUAUUUCACCAGAAAUGCCUGGCUUUGGUGUCACCAUCCUCCCUCAACUAAAACUUCCUAAUUUUGUAUCUUUUAAUAGGUCAUUUUUAAGUGCGCUUUAUUUCAGCCUAGGUUUUUUUCUUUUUUCUCUACAUGUACAUGUGCCAAGAGAACCCUGACUACAGGAUCCUUUAGACCCUCCUGUACCCUCUUUUUUCACCCCAUGUAACAACAGUUCCUCCAACAGAGAGGACGACAGCGACCAAACUACAGACCCGGGGCUUAACACUCACUUCUGAUCCCAGCUUUGUCACCGCCUUUUUGUCUAAAUUGAUCUCAAGUAUUAAAUAUUCUUUUCACUAACUUCAGGAAGCAGGGACUGCCUGUUUACAUUCCUCUCCUUUUAGCCCAGGUUUUCCUCUACUUCUAUGCUAGAGUGGUUAUAUUGAGAACUUUGCUUUUUUAAAAAGGAAGAACAGGGAAGCCCCAAGUCUCUGGCCAGAACUUUGCCAAAUGCUGGGCACCAUACACAUCCACAUAAAUCAGUUUUGCUGGCCACAUCACAUACAUUGCCAUUAAUUUCCUAGCUCCACCAUAAAGCACAUAUUUCAUUGAAAAUAGCCCUAUAAUUUAUGCCAAGUUCAGCUGGUAUUCUCCCAUUUUAAUGUUUAAACAUCUGUCGAUGGCAGAGACAGAACACGAACCAUUCUAUCCUUAGGCAUGUUUUCUAAUGCAAGUUUUAAAUGUCAGAGCAGCCACACACUGUGUGCCCCGUUCAGAGCAAUUCCUGUUGGGUUUAAGGGAAAAUGCACAGAGUUGAAGGACAGUACAUGGACUCCCCCAAAGUGCAUGCACAAGAGCAGCAUACGUUGAUGAUGGUUGUAUGUAAAUUUAAGAAGUAGUGACAGUGGAGAAUGGGCGAAUGGUCUGCCAUGGAGCGGUGCGAAUAGAAGGACAGAUUUCUAGAAACUUCAACUCACCAUUCUGAGACAGAUAGGGAUAGUCGUAGCUGCUCUCCCUUCACUGGUACUUUGGCAGGUUCUUUCUUUCUUGGGAGAUCUCUGGAGCUCUAAACUUGGAUGCACUGUUUACUAAUUUAGUACGGCAGUUUUGUAUUUUUUACUUUUUUAAAGUAGUCUCUUGUGCCCUCGUGUUUAACAAGGUUUGUUUCUUUUUAAAAAAAAAAAAAAAUGUGAAUAUGA